AUGGAACUGACGGAGCCCCUACCCUUCAUCACGCUCACGGACGAUGACUGCUUCGAGAUCUCGCGUGAUGCUGCCGAGUACCUUCGCUCGCUGGAAGGAGAGGUGAGCAUCGUGGCGAUUGCAGGGCUGUACCGCACGGGCAAGUCGUACUUGCUCAACCAACUGCUCGGCCGCACGACGGAACACACCAUGUUUGGCGUCGGUGGUACUGUGAACGCCAUGACAAAGGGUAUUUGGAUAUGGGGUCAACCCGUGGACGGUAGUACGAGGAAGACGAUCGUGUUCAUGGACACGGAAGGUCUCGGGUCCGCCCAGCGCAGCCAGACACAAGACACUCGCAUUUUCGCGCUCGCGCUGCUCUUGUCUUCGUUUUUCAUCUACAAUUCCCGAGGCGUGAUCGAUGCAAAUGCAAUCGAGGACUUGUCGCUUGUCGUGAACUUGACCAAGUACAUCCAUGUGUCGGCAGCGUCGUUGGACCAACCCGCCAACUCGAGCGCGCUUGCAGACUUUUUCCCGUCGUUUCUCUGGGUCGUUCGUGACUUUACGUUGCAACUCGAGGAAAACGGCCAUGCGAUCUCGUCCAAAGAGUACUUGGAGAAGGCGCUGAAGCCCCAACCCGGCACGUCCGACGACACGGUGCACAAGAACCAAGUCCGCAACUUACUCAGCAACUUCUUCCCUGCCCGCGACUGCAUCACGAUGGUUCGACCGCUCAACGACGAAGCGCUGCUGCGCGAGCUCCCAAAACAACCUUUUGAAUCGUUGCGCGAGGAAUUUCGCACGCAGCUAACCAUGCUCAAGCAACGCGUGUUUUCCGAUCUCCAGCCAAAGAAGCUCAUGGCGAAGCCGCUCAAUGGCGCCAUGCUGGUCACGCUAGCUCAAAAUUACGUGGAUGCGUUCAAUAGCGGCGCGGCACCGGUCAUCUCGUCGGCCUGGGACCGCGUCGUGCAAGCUCAAUCCGAAGAAUUGCUCGACGCCGCAAAGCGCACGUUUGAAACAAAAUUCCCGCUCAAGUGGACGUCCGUCCUCACCGAGGCGGCAUUGCUUGACCAAUUCCGAGCCGCGCAAGCCGCCGCCGUCGAGUCGUUGCACGCGACGGCGGUCGCCCCCGACACUGUCCCCAUCAACUUGCCAUUGCUCCACGAUUACGUCGCGACCAAACUCCGCGCCGCGUGGGACUUGAAUGACAAACUCGCCAAGCAGCACCUCAUCACGGUUCUCCAGGAACUGUACGCACCGAUUACGGCACAGGCAUGGCAGCCACUCGACAAAGAUGCCACGUUCGACCAAGUCGUCGACGCCCUCCGCAAGAAACUCGACGGGUUCGACACGUUGCUCAAGCGAUUCAUCACGAGCUACCUUGAACGCACCGGCGGGAUGCCGCUACAGCACUCGAUGUUGUGCUCGUUUCUCGCGGAAAAGGUAAUGGAUGGCGUUGUGAACUGGGGGACGUUGGUGACGGUGCUCUUUCGCCAGCAAGACAGCGCGAUGCAGAAAGCGAUCUCGACCUCGCGGCAAAAGGUCAAAGCGAUCGAGGGGCGGGCGAAAGCGGCCCAGGAAAUGUUGCAACAGCAAAAGGACACGUUUGAACGGGCGCUGCAAGCAAUCACGGACCGCCUGCAAGAAGAGAAACUGGCGCUGCGCGCAGACAUUGACCACAAAGACGGCGAGAUCAAGCGGACGUUGAUGCAAAUCGACCGGAUCGGGGCGCUGCACACAGAGGUGCUGGACCGGUUGAACGACGAGCUCAAGGUAGCCAAGGAAGAGCUCAAGGCGGCGGAUGCCCUGGUGGAUGCCGUGCGGCGCGAGCAGGACAGCGUUGCCCAGGACACGGCCAAACAACGCCUCGAAAACGAGCGCCGUCAGCACGCCAAGGAACAAGAAUUACUCCACGGACACCACCAACUGCUUCAGAAGGUCGUGGAUCUCGAACGCGCGCUCGGCGACCAACAGUCGGAACACUUGACGGCGGUGUUCAAGAUGGAGCAGACGUGCCAAGCCCACGUGCGCCGCGUCGUCGAGGACUGCGACGAUGCGGCCGCCGAGCUCAAAGCCCACACGAUUCACGAUAUUCGCCAGCUCAAGACCAAGCAGGAGGGCGAGCUGCGGGCGUUGACGACUGAGCUGGACGACCGCCAGGCCGUGCUGACCGCGAUGCAGGAACGGCUCGAGAUGCAGCGCCGAGUCAACAUGUCGGCGGCAUCCGCCAAACGAAGCACGAAAGAGGACUGUGUGGUCUCAUAACAGAUACAACAGGAAGAAACGCGCGCGUCGCAUCUUUUCCCGUGCGGUCGUUCAUUUCGAUCUCGCCAUGGUGGCAGCGGUGAGGCGGACGUGGGUCUCGUCCGCGCACCUUAGCAUGCGUCGUCGGUGGCGUGAUGGUGACCCACGGGUCAGUCAUGCGCGGUGCACAUGACGAUAGUCUG
Messenger RNA from Aphanomyces invadans, 2426 nucleotides. RefSeq lists its product as hypothetical. The record is from RefSeq and is a predicted model, not a curated record. Gene Ontology annotation, molecular function: GTP binding; GTPase activity. Bases 1 to 2244 code for a protein of 747 amino acids. NCBI's taxonomy places the organism in Eukaryota, Oomycota, Saprolegniomycetes, Saprolegniales, Verrucalvaceae. The transcript has 4 exons.